Messenger RNA from Knipowitschia caucasica, 480 nucleotides. The record is from the annotation of a GenBank genome assembly. Lineage: Eukaryota; Metazoa; Chordata; Actinopteri; Gobiiformes; Gobiidae.
AUGAUUGAGGCCAGCGUGUGGGGCCGGUCCACCGCUGCCCGGUCUAAGCGUCAGAGACCUCCUUCCAAAGGUGGACCCUGUGGGACUCCAGGUCCAAGCCUCAGAGACCUCCUUCCAAAGGUGGACCCUGUGGGACUCCAGGUCCAAGCCUCAGAGACCUCCUUCCAAAGGUGGACCCUGUGGGACUCCAGGUCCAAGCCUCAAAGACCUCCUUCCAAAGGUGGACCCUGUGGGACUCCAGGUCCAAGCCUCAGAGACCUCCUUCCAAAGGUGGACUCCUCUGGGAGUCCAGGUCCAAGCCUCAGAGACCUCCUUCCAAAGGUGGACCCUGUGGGACUCCAGGUCCAAGCCUCAGAGACCUCCUUCCAAAGGUGGACUCCUCUGGGAGUCCAGGUCCAAGCCUCAGAGACCUCCUUCCAAAGGUGGAUCCUGUGGGACUCCAGGUCCAAGCCUCAGAGACCUCCUUCCAAAUCGCACUAA